AUGGGCAAGAAACAAAGCAAAAAGCUUGAUCCUGAGGUUUUAGGUGAUCUCCUAAAACACACAAAUUUCGACGAGAGAGAGCUCAAGUCUUGGUACAAAGGUUUCCUAAAGGACUGCCCGACCGGUUAUUUGACGAAACAACAGUUUAUAGAGAUGUACAAAAAAGUAUUUGAUAAGGGAGAUGCAUCGCGGCUAGCCGCCUGUGUUUUUCGACGAUUUGAUGUCAACGGAGAUGAAAAAAUUGGUAAGACGCGUAAAUGUUUAUAUCCUAAAAUAAUAUGAGAAAAGGUUUUACUUUAAUUCAUUUCAUUUUAUUUUGUAUUUCGUGAAAGAAAUCCAUAGAAUUAUUUCAUCCAAUUUCUUUUGAUCACAAACUAUUUUCAUUUGUAUAACAAUAGCCUAACACUUUCAUUUUGAAAUAAAGUCUCAGUCGAUAAGUUAAAUUAAAAACAGCACAUCGAGAGAGCAAAUGUCGCCUAGAUAAUACCUUUGUAACUGUUACGGAUUAUGGGGACAAACUAAAGCAUUCUAUCAGUAACAAGCCUUUAAAUUCCUCGCAACAACUCUUUAUCAAUUUCGCAGAACAAAAUUUAUUUCCCCAAGAUUCAAAAGAAGACAAAAAUUGACGAGGAUCAAAACAAAUGUUGCAAAAAAGACUCGUGUUUACAGUGUGUUCCGAAGUGUCAUGAAUAAUUAAACAUUGGUCAGUAAUUGAAUUUUCGUGCCUCUUAUUGCACGAAUAUAUAUAUUUUUUUCUUUUCAGUGAGGUAGUUUUUCUUGUUUUUGAGAAAGCGGGAAUAUGUCCUAAAGAUACCAUUUCGACAAAAGAGAGCUUAGCAGCGUUAGGAGAAGCGCAAAGGAAAUAUAACAUUAACCCUGUUCAUACGCCGCUGAAGAAAACCAAAACUCGCUAUAAAGUUUCACACGAAAUUGCCGCUGAUAUUUCAGCAAACGCAUUUUAUCAGUGCCCUCGAAACCAUCGUUCCAAAAGGUUAUCUUAUGCCAGCAACGUACCCAAGUUUUCAACUACUAAUUUCCAUAAACAAUUUUUGUGGAUAUAUAUUUGCCUGAUGUGCCAGAGAAAUAAAUGAAGUUCGGUAAUUGUUAAAAGCGUUGACAAGCAUUUCUCAGACAGGUGCAAAGGGGACGAAAGGUUUUUGUCGGUUGCCAUUACCCCGAAGUGAGCGUUUCGCACGACUUUGACAAAAGUAAAGCUUAGUACGUUCACAAACUAAGAUUUAUCUUCAGAUUAAAGUUAUGCAACAGCGUUGAAAGAGAUUCUUCACGGAAAUCCAGUCAUCAUUAUCAACUUCAUAAUCAAUACCUUUCGGAAUAUUAGUUAGUUAAUGCUUUCUAUUUCCAUUUCUGGAGCUGUUUCGUUUUAUUGAGCAGAUGUACGAUGCAUGCAGUUAACAAUUUCUGCACCGAAACUGUCAGAGCAUGUUUUGCCUCAUAAAUGUUGAGUUUACAGAUAAAACACUAACAUCUCGCUUCCAUAUAAGCUUAAGUGUUUCCACUUUGCCGAGGAUUUGCAAUUUACUCCUAGUGAAUUCGUAGGCUACCAGCAAUGCUGAAACAAUUUGAGUGUAAAUUUAUUAAACAACAUGGCCGUCCAUUUCGAAUUUAAUUCAUAGAUAAAGUCUAUGAAUUUAAAAAUAAACAUCUGAAUUAACAGAAAAUUGUAAAACGUUUCCUUCUUCUUUUAGUUUAAGGGAACUAAAAUGAAAUAAAAAUUUAUGACCUUAAAUAUAUUUAUUUCCAGUAUUCAGCUGAGUAUUAAUUUGGCGCAGUUCAUUAGCGGGAUCGAAGUCAGAGAACUGAAAUAAAAUGAAGUAAAAAUUUAUGACCUUAAAAAUAUUUAUUUCCAGUAUUCAGCUGAGUAUUAAUUUGGCGCAGUUCAUUAGCGGGAUCGAAGUCGGAGAACUGAAAUAAAAUGAAGUAAAAAUUUAUGACCUUAAAAAUAUUUAUUUCCUGUAUUCAGCUGAGUAUUAAUUUGGCGGGAGUUCAUUAGCGGGAUCGAAGUCGGAGAACUGUAAACAAUUCAAAUCUGUUUUUGCAAACUGCUGACGAUUUCAAAUAAAUUAAUUGUGUAAGUAAAGGAAGUCUAAAACUCUGCAAACUAAUACUUUUUUAAAAUCCAAGUGAAACAAAAAAAACUUUCCUAUCAAAACUUUAUUGACACAAGCUACCUUCCGCUUUUUUUGUUGGCCUGGCUCUAAAUUCUGACUGAAGGUAAGACUUCAAUACGUUGUGUCAUAACAUACCCUGCGAGCAGAAUUUUCCCUCUUGCAUGGCUUUUAUAAGAAACCUCUGCUCGUAGGGUAGUCAUACCAGGACCAUUAAAUAUUAUACUUAUUUUCAGUAGCGAGGACUUUUCAAAUGAGAACUGUCUUUUUAUGGUGGCAAGGGGUGGGGGGGGGGGGGGGCGGUGAAAAACUUAACCCCACCGGCCCCCCGGGGGAAACCUUUUUCCCCCAAAGUUUUUUGGGGAAGUGGGGUUAGUGUAAGAAAGGGGGUUUUUCCAACGAAGUUAAAAAAACGCCAACAAACAAAGAAAAAAAAUGGGAGGCAGUGACAUAGCUUACACCACCCGUCCCCCUGUGGAAAUCAUUUUUCCCGCAAUGUUUUUGAGGAAGUUGGGUUAGUGUAAUGAAAGAGGUUUUUCUAACGUAAUUAGAAAAACGGCCACAAAUACAGAACAAACAUUUUAAAUGGUAGGAAGCCGGAGGAAGUAAAAACUUAGUUGUUUACCAGUAACAAACAAACAAACCACUCUUACGUGAAUUCAUGGUGUGUAGGAAAGCCAAAAAGUAAGAAUCGAAUCGAAGGUUGUAUGCCAGGCGCUUACUACCAAAACAACAAAACUUCUCGUUUUCUGCGUGUCAAAUACUUAACUUGGCGCCGCGCGUCUUGCCUAGCAGUGAAUGACGCACAGCAAAGGCAAACUUAUAUUAAUCGCACCAUGCCUUUUAAAAGUUUUAGAGAAAAUUAUGCGAGCAGUUUAUGUUCUCUACACUUAAAACAGUAUGAUUUACGAAUAAAUUGGUGUAACUUACAGUCUUAAUUACAAGGUUGGAUCUGGUUGUUUGCUUGAGGAAGGGUGAUAGGAAAAUAGUAAUGGCGGUUAUUUUGCUUUGUUCGUGACACAUGGCACAUGACGGUGCGAACAAAUUUACAAGCAAUUGCUUAAUUGAAAACUCGAACGUGUUCAUACACCAAAUUAUUAAUAAAGUUCUAGUUCACUUUUCCUCGCCCCAUUUUUCUCGCGCGCUGGAUUCCGCCAAUGAAAAUUUUCCCCAAACCUGCUUGCAGGCUACUCCCUCUAAGACGCUCUCUAUCAAAGGUACAUACCUACAUACUCACCAGCCUCCCCGCAAACUUUCUUUCACAGAUUUUCGUGAGUUUAUGUGUUCUCUCUCGGUGUCGACACGAGGAACAAUGGAACAGAAGCUUCGAUUUGCCUUUAGUAUUUACGACGUAAAUGGUGACGGGCAUAUUACAAAGCAAGAAAUGUUCCGCAUCGUCGAUGCGCUCUACAAAACAAUGGGUGACAGACCAGAGGAGGUCAAAGGCAUACCGAAAUGGGACGAACUUACACCUGAGGAACGAACGCUUAAGGUUUUCCAGAACUUUGACACAAACAGGGAUGGUGUUUUAUCGUUGUCGGAAUUUAUCGAAGGAGCCAUGCGGGACAAAACACUAGCACUCAUUCUCUCUGGCGAGGGAAGUGAUCAAACAUAA
This is a messenger RNA of Porites evermanni, 3741 nucleotides long. The record is from the annotation of a GenBank genome assembly. Lineage: Eukaryota; Metazoa; Cnidaria; Anthozoa; Scleractinia; Poritidae.